AUGCCAUUGGAAGGUUUCAAAAUUCCCGGCAGUUUUCUUAAGAGGAAAAUUGAACAAGAGCAUGUGGAGAGCAACGAUACUGCUUAUCAAGGUGCAGCUCCGAUAAGAAGAACGGAAUUUCCUUCAAGUCGUUUGUUUGGGAAUCUAACCAGAGGAGGUCCAACUUCGGUUCAGAAUCCGAGUCGUGGUGAAGGAGUCCGUUUUGCAUUCAGUAAAACAAAAGAUAGACGUUUUGCUAAUGCCUUGCAAGACGCUUCUCUCGCAAGCACCUCUGAUAGAAGCCACGAUUCGGCAGAGAACCAGAGCGAGUCUAUUAACAAAUACAAGCUGGUCCGGAAAGUGGAAAGGAACUCGAAAUCACCAGCUCGACAGCAGCCUGAA
Strongylus vulgaris is the source of this 381-nucleotide messenger RNA. Lineage: Eukaryota; Metazoa; Nematoda; Chromadorea; Rhabditida; Strongylidae. The record is from the annotation of a GenBank genome assembly.